Messenger RNA from Sinocyclocheilus grahami, 2626 nucleotides. RefSeq names its product sodium/glucose cotransporter 1-like. Gene Ontology annotation, molecular function: D-glucose:sodium symporter activity. Lineage: Eukaryota; Metazoa; Chordata; Actinopteri; Cypriniformes; Cyprinidae. Bases 1 to 2196 code for a protein of 731 amino acids. Gene Ontology annotation, biological process: sodium ion transport; transmembrane transport. Gene Ontology annotation, cellular component: plasma membrane. The transcript is spliced from 17 exons. The record is from RefSeq and is a predicted model, not a curated record.
AUGGGUGAAGAUUAUUUUGGAUUCUCUUGGAUACGCAAUGAGAACAAAAAAAACAUCACCAUAUAUAUUAACAAUCCAGCGGACAUCUCAGUGAUUGUUAUAUAUUUUCUGGUGGUUCUAGCUGUGGGAAUAUGGGCAAUGGUACGGACCAAUCGAUCCACAGUGGGAGGCUUUUUCCUGGCUGGCAGAAGUAUGGUGUGGUGGCCAAUUGGAGCCUCUCUAUUUGCAAGUAACAUCGGAAGUGUGCAUUUUGUGGGAAUAGCAGGAACUGGAGCGGCUGCUGGUAUUGCUAUCGGGGGGUUUGAGUGGAAUGCUCUUGUUCUUGUGAUUGUUCUGGGAUGGCUUUUCGUGCCCAUCUACAUAAAGGCUGGGGUCGUGACCAUGCCAGAGUUUCUGAAGAAACGCUUUGGUGGGCAGCGGAUCCGGAUCUACCUGUCCGUGCUCUCCCUGUUUCUUUACGUUUUCACCAAAAUCUCUGCGGACAUGUAUGCUGGAGCCAUUUUCAUCAACCAGGCUCUGGGACUAAACAUUUACCUGGCUGUUGUUAUUUUGCUGCUUAUUACGGCUCUUUACACAGUAACAGGUCUGUUGACUGAAAUACUGCAUACUUUAUACUGGCAAGAAGGGUACCAAGGUGGCGCAGGGUGCCCGGACAGGGCUGGCAGAGCAGGGAGCCAGGGCGGAGCUGAAGAUCACCAGAAGAUCACCAGGGCAGAGCAGACGGGAUCGAAGAUUCCCAUGGAGGAGCAGAUGACCACCACAGUGGACUCCAAAGCCAGAACAGAGCAGUCAGAGAAUUCGCAAACAGCCUCCUUGGCCGUGACAGGACAAACUGAGAGUUCAGGAAUGGGCUCCUUGGCCAUGACAGGGCAGACUAAGAGUUCCCACUUGUCCAAAUACCCACACUUGCGGUCUUGGCCACUUGAGAGUGCGUGCAUGCGACAAGUGCGCAAGGUGAUUGUGCAGCGCUGUCUGUCUGCCAAGAACCUGUCUCAUGUGAAAGCGGGCUGCAUCCUGUGUGGUUACCUCAAACUUCUGCCAAUGUUCCUCAUGGUUUUCCCUGGCAUGAUCAGCCGAGUGCUGUACACAGUCGAAGUGAUUGUGCAGCGCUGUCUGUCUGCCAAGAACCUGUCUCAUGUGAAAGCGGGCUGCAUCCUGUGUGGUUACCUCAAACUUCUGCCAAUGUUCCUCAUGGUUUUCCCUGGCAUGAUCAGCCGAGUGCUGUACACAGAUGAGAUUGCAUGCGUGGAUCCAGCAGAGUGUGACUACUACUGUGGAGCCAGUGUGGGCUGCAGUAAUAUUGCUUAUCCAAAACUUGUGUUGGAUCUGAUGCCAAACGGUCUCAGAGGGUUGAUGUUGUCCGUCAUGUUGGCCUCUCUGAUGAGUUCACUCACUUCCAUCUUUAACAGCGCCAGCACACUCUUCACAAUGGACAUUUACACCAAGAUCCGCCCCAAAUCCAAGGAAAAGGAGCUCAUGAUCGCGGGGAGGGUGUUCAUGCUGUUUCUGAUCGGCGUGAGUAUCGCGUGGAUCCCCAUCGUUCAGUCGGCUCAGAGCGGGCAGCUCUUCGAAUACACUCAGUCCAUCACCAGUUAUCUGGCUCCACCUAUCGCCGCUGUCUUCAUCCUCGCCAUUUUUUGCAAGCGAGUCAAUGAACCAGGUGCUUUCUACGGGUUGUGUAUUGGUCUGUUGGUGGGUCUGGCACGUAUGAUAACUGAGUUUGCCUACGGCACAGGCAGCUGCGUGAGUCCCAGUAACUGUCCCACGAUCAUCUGUGGUGUGCACUACCUCUAUUUUGCCCUCAUCAUCUUCAGCCUGUCCUGUAUAUUGAUCCUGGGCAUCUCCCUCAUGACCAAACCCAUUGAUGACAAACAUCUGUACAGGCUCUGCUGGAGUUUGAGGAACAGCACUGAGGAGAGGAUUGAUCUGGAAGAAGAUGACUGGACUGAAGAUCAGGAUUCAGACUCUAUGCAAACGGAAGAGGUGCGUGAGGAUCCAAGCUGUUGGAAGAAGGCCUACAACUGGUUCUGCGGCUUUGAUCAAGGCAAUGCACCUAAACUGACUAAAGAACAGGAGGCAGAGUUGAAGAUGAAACUCACAGACACUACUGAGAAACCUCUAUGGAGAAACGUGGUCAACGCUAAUGCUAUUAUCCUCCUCACUGUCUGCAUCUUCUUUCAUGGUUUCUUUGGUUAAAGAUCACAUCAGUAUCAACUAACUAUAUUAAGGAUAUUAGAGCUGUAUUCUGUGGACAGAAAUGUUGCCUUAUCUGUAACAACAAGCUAAAUGUGAGUAAUCUGACAUUACUCUACUCACUACUCAUUGUGUUUGUAACACAAGAAGUUACAAAAGUUCCUCUUGAAACACUCAAUACUUCCUUAUAAUAUCCUCAACAAAAACGUCCUUACAGCUGCCUACUGUUUUUGAUUUGAUGGCAGUAGAAUAGAAAAUAUUUUUGACUUUCAUUUUAAACCCAAGACCAAAACUGAUAGUUCACUUGUAGUCAUGACAAAUCUUUCUUAGCUGCUACAGUAUCUAAUUUAAAACAUGCCUGACUGUUUUUACUGUACAUUUGACAAUGUUUACUGCAAGUUCUACCUUUGUACCUUUGACAUAUUACAGAGUA